GCCAAUAUAAUGGUUACAGGUUGUUUACAUGAUUACAAUAGAAGGAAAGCCAUAUUUUAUCCAUCUCAAAAAGCAAUCAAUUUUAUCUUCAGCUUCUUUUAUUCAUUCUUAUGACAAAAAUGACUUCCGUCAUUCCAAACCUCUGCUAGUUCAGAUGGAUUGCAAUUAUAAUGGAUAUGUUGCGGGUAUUCCAAAUUCUCUUGUGACCCUCAGCAUAUGUUCAGGACUCAGGGGAACAAUGCAGCUGAAAAACAUCUCAUAUGUAAUUGAACCAAUGGAGGCUGUAUCAGGAUUUAUACACAAGAUUUAUGAAGAAAAAUUUGCUGACACUAAUAUUCUUUUAGAAGAAAAUGACACUUAUCCUUGGUUUAAUUCAGAGUAUCAAGUCAGAAAAAGUUCAGAAAAAACUGACUUUAUUCAGUUAUUCCCUCGAUAUAUUGAAAUGCAUAUUGUUGUGGACAAAAAUCUGUUUGAUUACAUGGGCUCUGAUAUAAACGCUGUAACACAGAAGGUUAUUCAGAUAAUUGGCCUUGUUAACACUAUGCUUACCCAGUUACAACUGACCGUUAUUAUAUCUUCAAUUGAAAUCUGGUCAAAUAAAAACAAAAUUUCUACUACAGGGCAUGCUGAAGAUGUAUUGUUACAAUUUUUUGAAUGGAAAAAGGACCAUCUUAACUUCAAACCACAUCAAAUUGCAUACUUAUUUGUCUACAGGAAACUUCCCACCUUAAUAGGAGCCACAUUUCCUGGGCAAAUAUGUAAUAAGGAUUUUGCUGCUGCAGUUGCUCUGUACACAGAGGGUUUAUCCUUGGAGUCAUAUACUGUCAUUAUUGUUCAAUUGCUUGGCCUUAGUCUGGGAUUAACUUAUGACAAAACUGACAGCUGCCAUUGUUCAGGAGAUGUUUGCACAAUGACACCAAAAGCAGUGUACUCUGGUGGUGUGAAGGAUUUUAGCAUCUGUAGCUUGGAUGACUUUAAAUAUAUUUCUUCUCAUAAUGGCCUUACAUGUCUUCAGACAAACCUUCCUGAAAUGCCAACCUACACACAAAGGAGAAUAUGUGGCAAUGGACUGUUGGAAAGAGGUGAAGAAUGUGAUUGUGGCAAUAACAACAAUUGUACACAUAAAUUAUGUUGUGAUCCUUUAACAUGUAGACUGAAAGGUAAUGCGCUGUGUGGUUCCGGAGUUUGCUGUUCAGAAGAUUGCAAGUUCAAACCAGCUAAUACGAUUUGCAGGAAAUCAGUUGAUAAAGAAUGUGAUUUCACUGAAUUUUGCAAUGGAAGCUAUGCAUACUGUUUGCUUGACACUUAUGUACGUGAUGGAGAAUAUUGUGAUUCAGGCGGAGCCUUCUGUUUUCAAGGAAGGUGUCGAACUUUUGACAAACAAUGUGAUGAUUUAAUCGGAAGAGGUUCAAGGGGUGCUCCAAUUUUCUGUUAUGAUGAAAUUAAUACCAGAGGAGACAAGUUUGGAAACUGUGGCACUGGAUAUUGUUGGUUUCAACAUAUUCUAUGUGGAAAAUUAGUCUGUACAUGGGAACACAGAGACUUAAUAUCACGUCCAAAUUUAUCUGUGAUUUAUGCACAUGUACGAGACCAAAUAUGUGUGUCUACAUAUCUACCCAGGAGGAAGCCACCUCCAGAACAGGCAUCUGUUUCAAGCACAUCAUAUUAUUCAGUUGAUGACAGAGAUGAAACAUUUGUACAGGAUGGUUCUGUGUGUGGUCCUGAUAUGUAUUGUUUCGAAAUGCAUUGUAAGCAUGUUAGAUUCCUGAUGAAUUUUGAAAUGUGCGAGGCUUCUAAUCAUUGCAAUGGUCAUGGAGUUUGCAACAAUUUUAACCAUUGCCAUUGUGAAAAGGGGUAUAAUCCUCCUUACUGCCAACCAAAGAAAGAAGCAUUUGGAAGUAUUGAUGAUGGACACUUAGUACCAGCUGAGAAAAGUUACAUGGAGGAGGGAAGACAUGCCCCUUUUCAAAAACAACGGUUUCAACUCAUUUUCUACAUUUCGCUACCUGUGCUUAUUAUUACUACCGCCAUUUUAAUAAAACGGAAAAAAUUGAGAGAGCUAUGCUAUAGAGGGGAAACUGAAAGUGAGAGCUCUGUGUCAGAAGAAAGCAGCAGUAACAACAAGUCAUCCCUCAGUGAAAGAAAGAAGUGGAAGGGAGAAGAAAUCUUUGAAGAUGGAGUAGAAAUUUCUUGGAAAAAAGUGACUUGCUUUUAUAUCUGAAGAGAGAG
Molecule: messenger RNA, 2229 nt
Organism: Piliocolobus tephrosceles (Ugandan red Colobus)
Lineage: Eukaryota; Metazoa; Chordata; Mammalia; Primates; Cercopithecidae
Product: disintegrin and metalloproteinase domain-containing protein 5
Exons: 20
Coding region: 29-2221 (730 amino acids)
Biological process (GO): male gonad development; binding of sperm to zona pellucida; proteolysis
Cellular component (GO): plasma membrane
Molecular function (GO): metalloendopeptidase activity
Source: RefSeq, a predicted model, not a curated record